Molecule: messenger RNA, 2241 nt
Organism: Mya arenaria
Lineage: Eukaryota; Metazoa; Mollusca; Bivalvia; Myida; Myidae
Product: natural resistance-associated macrophage protein 2-like
Exons: 15
Coding region: 180-1811 (543 amino acids)
Biological process (GO): metal ion transport
Cellular component (GO): membrane
Molecular function (GO): cadmium ion transmembrane transporter activity; manganese ion transmembrane transporter activity; iron ion transmembrane transporter activity
Source: RefSeq, a predicted model, not a curated record
AUCAAUGAAUCAUUUCCUGAUUUAUAAAUUAUAAGCAUAUCGAAGUGUUUACAAGGCGGAAUUUAUAAAUGUUUUGUGAAUUUUACGUUAUUCAUUAAUCGUCGUUAAUAGACAUUGAGGACUGAGGAUAUACAUCGGGUAGACUAAAAGUUCACAACUUCACAAUAAUUUCUGAUCAGAUGGAUAUCACAGCGACAUAUGAUGACCCACCAGACGAAAAAGCCAACGAAAAUGAGGAGGUUGAGGUAGAGAAGCCGGAGGGGAACUUCGAAAUCACCCGAGGGCAAAUACCAGUGCCAGAUACCGGCGUUUAUGGCGGCUUCAGCUUCCGGAAAUUAUGGGCGUUCACAGGGCCAGGGUUUCUUAUGAGCAUCGCCUACCUGGACCCCGGUAAUAUUGAGUCUGACCUCCAGGCCGGUGCCAUCGCCAAAUAUAAGCUGUUGUGGGUGCUCAUGUGGUCGACGGUGCUGGGCCUGGUGCUACAGCUGCUGUCGGCCCGGCUGGGCUGCACCACCGGUCUGGACCUGGCGGAGGUGUGCCGCCACGAGUACCCGCGUGUCCCGCGUUACGCCCUCUGGAUCAUGAUGGAGAUUGCCAUCAUUGGCAGCGACAUCCAAGAGGUUAUCGGCUCCGGUAUUGCCAUCAACCUUCUAUCCUCCGGCAAGAUACCUAUCUGGGCAGGCGUGCUGAUCACGGGCGCGGACACGUUCACCUUCCUGUUCCUGGAGAACUACGGGCUCCGGAAGCUGGAGGCGUUCUUUGGAGCCCUCAUCACCACCAUGGCCAUAACCUUCAUGUACCUCUAUAUAAAAGUAGCUCCAAGCCAAGUGGGAAUUAUGAAGGGACUAGCAAUACCAUGGUGCGAGGAUUGUAAUAAGGCGGAAGUGGAACAACUGGUGGGCAUUGUGGGAGCCGUAAUUAUGCCGCACAACAUCUAUCUGCACAGCGCCCUCGUUCAGUCCCGCGAAAUUGACAGACGUAGCAAAGGUGCCAUUAAGGAGGCGAAUAUGUACUAUGCUAUCGAAUCUGCGAUCGCGCUACUGGUGUCGUUCGUGAUCAACCUGUUCGUGAUGUCGGUGUUCGCCUCCGCCUUCUCCGACCGACCGGACGCUAAUGACGCUAGUCUCCGUAAAGCGGGUCUGUGGCUGAAUGAUAAGUACGGUGAGGUGACCAAGAUUAUCUGGGGAGUAGGAAUCCUGGCCGCUGGACAGAGUUCCACAAUGACGGGGACAUAUGCUGGUCAGUUCGUCAUGCAGGGUUUCUUAAACAUAAAAUGGGCCAAGUGGAAACGUGUGUUGCUCACGCGCUCCAUCGCCAUGGUUCCCACGAUUAUAGUAGCACUGAUCGCGACAAAGGAUCUGGAUGCCAUGAACAACUGGCUUAAUGUGCUACAGAGCGUCCAGCUGCCGUUCGCCCUUCUACCCGUCCUCCAUUUCACCUCAAGCUCCAGGAUUAUGGGGGACUUCAAGAAUGGAAUGAUUGUGACUAUAAUAGUGUGGUGUCUGGCUCUUCUUGUCAUGGUUAUCAACUUUUACCUUGUCAUCUUAUUUGUGGGUACGGGUGACGACUGGUGGGUGUACCUUAUUACAGCGCUCGUCCUCGCUGCCUACUGCUGCUUUGUUGCGUUCAUUGCUAUAGGUCAGGACAAUAUUUUGAAAAUAAAGGCGUUUAUUGCUGGAAGGUGUGGUCGUGACGUUAGCAGUAUCGAAAUGGAAAUCGAACGGAGGCAGGAGGUAUCGUACAGUGCGGGAUUGACGUCACUUAAUGAGCAAACAGACUUGCGUUACAGACAAAUGGUUAACGAGUCUUGACCUCACUAUAAAUUAUAAGUGGGAGAUUAUUAAGAUGUUGUCUUGGCGUCUGUGAUACUGUGGAGGGAAUUUGACUGUUGUAUGUUGGUGUGUUGCAUUUUUUUUAUAAAUGCGUUACGUUUUAGUUGACCAGGUCCCAAUUUCUUGAAACUUCUUAAGUUCUUUAAAUCAGGAUUAAGCUAAGCUUGCUAUUAUUGUUUUUCAUUAAUUUGCGCAAUAUUUACUUCUAUAAUAGUUUUUAUGCUUAGAUAGAAAUUAUCUUUAUGAUAAUCGCAAUAAACACUUUUUCAUUUAUCAAAGUUCAAUUUAAGUAUUUUUAUUGAAAUAAGCUACUUAAGUAUGUUAAGCUUAACAAGAUUCGAGAAAGUGGGGCCUGAUUGUCGACAUUGUUAAUAUCCAUAUUGUGCAAUAAAUAGCCAUCUACGCUUAA